CCAGGGUGUUGUGCGAAAUUCUGCAUUUUAUCGUAGGGACAGGAAAUAUGAAAAGAGCCGGGCAGAGCUCGGAGCAGCACCGCCGGUUAGGCCGAGGCUCCCCAGCUCCAGUGGGGAGCAGAUCAAAGGGAUGGGUCGGUUACAAAAGAUUCUCAUUCCUUUUUUGGGACUGGUUUUGGCCUUCUGCUUUUAUUCUGCGAGGGAGAAUUUCAAACCGGAGAUGCUGAAGGGGAAACGUGUGAUCGUCACUGGAGCAAGCACUGGAAUCGGGGAGCAGAUGGCGUACCACCUGGCGCGGAUGGGAGCCCACGUCCUGGUCACCGCACGGACAGAGGCCAAGCUGCAGAAAGUGGUGGAGCGGUGCCAGGAGCUGGGGGCCAGCUCAGCGCGGCUCAUCAGCGGCAGCAUGGAGGACAUGGCCUUUGCCAAGCAGGUGGUGGAGGCGGCCGAGGCCGAACUGGGGGGCCUUGACAUGCUGAUUCUGAAUCACAUCGGCAAGUCGUACUUCAGUUACUUCGAUGGGGAUGUCCGGCACAUCCAGAAGCUCCUGGACAUCAACUUCCUCAGCUAUGUGGCCAUGACGGUCUCUGCCCUGCCCAUGCUGAAGCAGAGCGGGGGCAGCAUCGUAGUGGUCUCAUCCAUGGCAGGUAAAGUUGGGUUUCCCUUUACCGUCCCCUACUCUGCAACUAAGUUUGCCCUGGAUGGAUUUUUCAGCUCCUUGAGGCAGGAAUUCAGCAUCCAGAAUGUAAACGUUUCCAUCACGCUCUGCAUCCUCAGCUUCAUUGAUACUGAGAGCGCCGUGCGCGCUGCUGCCGACGUGGUCCAGAUGUCCCCGGCCCCCAAAGAGGAGUGCGCCCUGGAAAUCAUCAAGGGGGGUGCCCUGCGCCAGCGGGAGGUGUACUACAAAUACGCCUUGACCAAAAUCCCCCUCCUGCUGCGGGACUGGGCCGCGGAGCUGCUGGACUACCUGAUCCGGCAGCACUACCGUGUGGAGCGCCCACCGGCCGCCUGAGCGCCUGCUUGCUGGUGCCUCACUCAUCCCGGUCAGAGAUCUGAGCCUGGGCUUUAAAAGGUUCUUCAGUUAUCUGUCAGGUAAUCGCAUCGCCCAGAGGGCCCAGCUGGGACAACCCCGCGCUGUGGUACGGGAUGUGGCAGCGGGGAAGUGCCCGCGCCUGCAGCAUCCCACCCGGUUAGACCCAUUCCCUUCCCCUAGACUUGGGAAAAGUAGUAACAAACUAAUUAUUAAAUAAAACUUAAUAGCUUUAC
Messenger RNA from Anas platyrhynchos (mallard), 1266 nucleotides. Its product is annotated as 11-beta-hydroxysteroid dehydrogenase 1. Gene Ontology annotation, molecular function: steroid binding; 11-beta-hydroxysteroid dehydrogenase (NADP+) activity. Lineage: Eukaryota; Metazoa; Chordata; Aves; Anseriformes; Anatidae. Gene Ontology annotation, biological process: steroid catabolic process. The record is from RefSeq and is a predicted model, not a curated record. Gene Ontology annotation, cellular component: intracellular membrane-bounded organelle; endoplasmic reticulum membrane.